Cavia porcellus (domestic guinea pig) is the source of this 1850-nucleotide messenger RNA. It is a transcript of the gene Clba1, whose product is annotated as clathrin binding box of aftiphilin containing 1. Lineage: Eukaryota; Metazoa; Chordata; Mammalia; Rodentia; Caviidae. Gene Ontology annotation, cellular component: AP-1 adaptor complex; trans-Golgi network membrane. Bases 865 to 1845 code for a protein of 326 amino acids. Gene Ontology annotation, biological process: intracellular transport. The record is from RefSeq and is a predicted model, not a curated record. The transcript is spliced from 5 exons. Gene Ontology annotation, molecular function: clathrin binding.
CGAAGGGCCAGCUUGGCUUGGGGCCCAGGCGUCAGUCUGCGCGCCAGGCGUGGGCCCUGGUCCUCGGGGCGCCCCGUCCCUGUGGGGAGACCUGCAGCAGCCCAGAACCACACGGUGCAGGCUCGACUCGGGUUGGGGGGCGGCGAUGGCUGCGAUCCGUGCCGCGGAGCGCUAAGACCGGGGAGGAGCCGGCAGACAGGGGCUAGACACGCGGGGUCGAGAAACCAGAGCACCAGUCUAGCUUGGCCCGGGGAUUUCCCCGCUUCUGGGGUGGGACUGGCAGGUCCUGGCCACGCCCGUGCAGCGUGUGGCGUCACGGCGGCGGCGCAGGAAGUGGGCCGGCUGGCGCCGUUGCCAGGCAACGCGUGGCGCGGGCCUUCGGGGCCGGUGGGUUGCAGGUUCCUCGCAGCCGGGUUCGCAGCCUCGACGCGCGAUGAAGGUGGGUGGGGGCCGGAGCCCCGUCUCGGAGCCCGUGCCCGGCGGAGCUCCCGGCGCGCGCUGCCCUCGGGCCCACCGGUAGGGCUGUGCUCACUUCCCUCCGGGGCUCGCGCGGGCGCCCACCCCUCCCUCCAUCAGUGGGUCCUCUGCUCGUCACAUCUGUCCGGCCCCAGGGUGCGGUCCUGCACCAGACCCGUCACCCAAGCGCCCAGACUCCAGGCGGCGGUGGGGCACGUGUCCCUGCCACCCAGGAGCUGUGGGCUCCGUGGCCGCACGUGGACUCCCCGCAGGAAGCGAGGACCUCCCCCACGUCCCCCCCCCCCCCGCGCGCGCCUGGCCCAUCCAGCGUGGCAGAGGGGCUGGCAACUCGGCUCAGCGGCUGCAUGUCCUCCGAGCUGCCUCCCAUCCAUCUGCUGGCCUGGUUGGAUGAAGAUGCAAGGCCAGCAGGAGCUCCAGGGAGAGUCCUUGUGUGAUGCUAGGGAACCAGGUGAGGUUUCCCUUCAUCAGGUAGCUGGGGGACAGAGUGGUGACAGUUUGGAACGUAAAGGGACCUACAACAACAAUCAGCUGCUGAAUGGGACAGCCUGCAGCUGUGGGGAAGAGGACCUCCCUUCCUGCACCGUGGAGGGUGCAGACCCAGGAGAGCUAAGCGGAGCUUGGGGGGAGUUCAAAGGCUUCCAGGAAUCUUCAGCCAAGUUUGAACAGUUUUCACAAAGCCCAGAAGUGCUGCAGAGUCCUGCGGAACCUCAGUGGUGGAGAACUCUUCCUGCCCCAAGAGAGCAUUGUUUGCAGCAGUCACACCAGGACCGACCCUGGGUGACAGGAACUGCCGUUGACCCAUCUCCAGAGCCUGUUGUCAGCUAUGAGAACAUUUUUAGGUUUGCUUUUCAAGAGGUUACAGUUGAGCAGACCACUGAAGAGGUUUCCACCUUAUACCAUUUCUUAGAAGCAAACAAGGAUGAAAACUCUGGCCUCUCAUCUGUGCACAGACUGUGUUCUGAAUCCAGGAAGCUCUGGAGAAGCCUUCAGAACACCAGCACUGUGUCCACAUCACAGUUCCUCUGGAGCGAGUCUCACUGCCAGGAAAACCUCUUCCUUGUUCUCAGCAUGGAUCCUGCUCGGAAGGUCCCUUCUGGAAGCCAGGGCCACAUCCUACAAUGCCCCAGCCUCAGAGAGCCUGAGGAACUGCUGGCAGUCAGCAGCUUCCAUCUACACCCUUGCGAAGCCCUCAUCCAGACCAAGCCCUCAGGGACGCCAGGCAGCAGACAGGGGAGCCUGAUUACCUACAGCCUCUUUCUGAAGUCGCCCCUUCAUGGAAAUGGACAGUGUAUUACCAUCCCACAGAAAAAGAAGAUUUUUGCUCCAUGGAACCUAAAAGUGGCAUUCUUUAAUAAUAAUAUUUGCUAAAAGCA